Messenger RNA from Drosophila simulans, 712 nucleotides. Its product is annotated as putative gamma-glutamylcyclotransferase CG2811. Gene Ontology annotation, molecular function: gamma-glutamylaminecyclotransferase activity. Bases 126 to 599 code for a protein of 157 amino acids. The record is from RefSeq and is a predicted model, not a curated record. Lineage: Eukaryota; Metazoa; Arthropoda; Insecta; Diptera; Drosophilidae. The transcript has 3 exons.
GCUAGAUUCGGUGCGAAUGGCAGCAAGAAGAAGAGCGGACGGGUUAUGUCGACUGUGCAAUCUACAGGUCGGAUUUGAUAGAACGAUACCGCUUGAAACUGAUAAGCCUGGCGGCGGGAAGCGCAAUGGCUGAAAAGCUGAGAAUGGCGGCAAGGGUCUUUGUGUAUGGCACGCUGAAGCGCGGUGAGCCCAAUCACCACUGGCUGACGAAAAAGGAGAACGGCCAAGCCCGAUUUCUUGGCAGGGGGAAAACGGAAACGAAGUUUCCCCUGGUUGUGGGAACCCGCUACAACAUUCCAUUUCUGCUCGCCCGGCCGGGUGAGGGGAACCACAUAGAAGGCGAAGUCUACGAAGUGGACGAGACCAUGCUCUCCAAGCUGGACAUACUAGAAGACUACCCGGACUACUAUGAUCGCGAGCAACAAACCAUAUUAAUGGAGCAGAAUGAAACCAUUCAGUGCUGGCUGUACCUGAUUCGCAACUUCCCGGACAAGAUGCUGGCUAAGGAGCUGCUGAUCUCGUACCACAACACCCCGGAGAGGCCGUACAAUGAAAACUACUUGGACAGCUGCCCGGAGGACCUCGCCAUGGAUGAGUGAGACACGAAAACUUAUAAAAAAGUAACGUUUAUAAACGGAUUUCAACGCAUGGGUAUUAUUCGUAUUGUAUUACAUUAAUCCAUUUUUCAAAAUGCAAAACGAAAUGAACAAUA